AUGAAAAUACAAAAAGCAUGGCCUAACAUCAAAAUAAGGCAUGGGGUCCGACAUUCUAGGCAGAUAAGUAAGAAAUAUAACUCACCCACAGUAUGGACUCCACCUCAGUCGGGGUGGAUCAAAGCCAAUUUUGAUAGAGCAGCUCAGCGUGGAGGGGGUCUAUAUUGGGUGGGAGUGGUUUUUCGAGCUCACAGUGGCAGCAUUAUAAAAUUGGGAGCACAAUGUAUCAAAGAGGGCACCAACAAUGAGGCGGAAGUUUAUGCAGCGUGGCUAGCAAUUAGACGUGCUAGGAAAAUGGGGAUUAAAAAACUAUAUCUGGAAGGGGACUCGUUGAUCAUAAUCCAGGCCAUAAAAAAUGGCCAAAUAAAAGCAUGGCACCUACAAAAUUUUAUCUCACUAAUUUUAGAGGAUUUGAGUCAUUUUGAAGAAGUCAUGGUUAGCCACAUCAAAUGGGAGGGCAACACAGAUGCAGAUAAAUUGUCUAAAUGGGUAUUGUCCUUUAAUCAGAUUGAGGAUUCCAUUUUUGAAGUCUUUGACGGUGUUGUUUGGCGACAGGAUGGAGGCUACAUUCACCUUCCAAACAAAGAAGCAACAUAA
Messenger RNA from Cryptomeria japonica (Japanese cedar), 597 nucleotides. RefSeq lists its product as uncharacterized. The transcript has 2 exons. Bases 1 to 597 code for a protein of 198 amino acids. The record is from RefSeq and is a predicted model, not a curated record. Lineage: Eukaryota; Viridiplantae; Streptophyta; Pinopsida; Cupressales; Cupressaceae. Gene Ontology annotation, molecular function: nucleic acid binding; RNA-DNA hybrid ribonuclease activity.